AUGCCUGCGCGCACUUCGACCAGGUCGACGCGGACCUCCUCCGCUGCCGUCUCCCACAAGUCGUCGUCCGCGACGCUCAACCCGCGCACCUCGACCGCGUCCAGAGCCUCGUCCGCCACCUUCGAUGCGCCCCUUGACACGCCGGAGAAUGCUCUGCGCACACAGAUUGCUUCAGUCUUCCGGGACGCGCAAAAGAACACCGCGUCUCACCGAAAGCUGGCGGUGACCUUGCGCAAGAUCCAAGAGGCCUGCAGCUACGAGCCGACAAGCGCCAACAAGACGGGCGCGUCCGAUUUUGAGGAAGAUGACUUCAACAACGAGUUUGCGCGAUGCGUGCUUCGCGCAAUGCCAGUCAAGAAGACCGAGAGCGUGGGAGAAAAGACUAUCCGCUUCAUUGGACUCUUCUUGCGACACUCCAUCGACAAGGACAACGAGCUCAUGGGCGAGGUAGAUGAAGAUGCCAGCACCAUGCCCGAGACCCCAGGAACGCGCCUGACUGGGCACCUCGUCGACACAAUCAUCCCCCUCCUCACUACAAAGGACAAGUUUGUACGGUACAGGGCAACGCAGCUCAUCUCUCACAUCAUCAACUCGCUCGACGCUAUCGAUGACGACCUCUUCCAGAAGCUGAGGCAUAGCCUCCUCAAGCGCAUUCGCGACAAAGAAGCCAUGGUCAGGGCUCAAGCUGUUCUCGGUCUUGGCCGCCUUGCGGGUAACCAGGUAGACGAGGAAGGCAAUUCUGACGACAGCGACGGCGGCGCUGGCACCGGCCUGCUUGACAAACUUCUUGAAGUCCUUCAGAAUGACCCGAGCGCUGAUGUGCGGCGGUCACUGCUGGUCAAUCUACCUAUACUUCCGACCACGUUGCCCUAUCUACUUGAGCGUGCUAGAGACCAAGACGCAGCCACUCGUCGCGCAGUAUAUUCACGCCUUCUUCCUGCCCUUGGAGACUUCCGUCAUUUGUCGCUUUCUAUGAGAGAGAAGCUCUUGCGGUGGGGUCUCCGAGAUCGAGAUGAGAACGUCCGCAAAGCGGCUGGCAGACUCUUCCGCGAACGCUGGAUCGAGGACUGUGCCGGCGCGCCGCCUCUAAACGAAGACGGCAAGCCGGCCGAGGCCCUUCCACCAAACUUUGAUGCACUUCUGGAGCUUCUGGAGCGUAUCGAUGUUGUCAAUUCUGGAGUCGAGAACGGUGUGGCCCUCGAAGCUAUGAGGGGCUUCUGGGAGGGUCGCCCUGACUAUCGCGAUGCCGUCACUUUUGACGACAACUUUUGGGAGACUCUAUCAGCAGAAUCGGUCUUCAUGGCGAGGAGUUUCAAUGAGUUCUGCCGCAACGAGGGCAACGGCAAGUACGAGUCGCUUGUCGAGGAGAAGCUGCCCGAGGUGACCAAGCUGGCUUUCUUCCUGGAGCGCUACAUGAAAGUUUUGAUUGAUGCCAUUAAGAGGGCUGAUCAACAAGAUGCUGACGAAGAAGACGAGGAAGAAGACACUGUCGAGCAGGAAUUCAUCGCGGAACAGCUCCUCCAAAUUGCGCUGACUCUGGAUUAUUCGGACGAGGUCGGACGCAGGAAAAUGUUUGCCCUUCUCCGACGAUUCCUGUCGAUCCCCGAAUUGCCGGACGAAGUCACCAAGCUUACCAUCGAUGUGCUGCGCGAUAUCUGCGCUCCUGAUAAUGCCGGCGAGCGCGAGUUUUGCAGUAUCGUCCUCGAGGCUGUUGCCGACGUGCAUGACACUAUUCUCGACGACAUGGAUAGUGCUGAUGCGGAGGACAGCUUCCACUCAGCAAGGUCCGAGGUCAGCAGCGACAGCACGCCCACUAAGAGUGGCAAGUCCAGCAAGGGCCCCGAGCUGAGCGAGGAGGAGGCACGCGAGAAAGCCAUCAAGGAGAUCAUGAUCAACAUGAAGUGCCUGCACAUCGUUCAGUGUAUGCUGUCGAAUGUUGGGGGCAGUCUCCAGCAGAACGACCAUCUUGUGUCGAUGCUGAACAACCUCGUCGUGCCAGCAGUCAGGAGUCACGAAGCGCCUGUCCGUGAGCGCGGCCUGGUGUGCCUCGGCCUGUGCUCGCUCUUGGACAGGUCACUGGCCGAGGAGAAUCUCACACUCUUCAUGCACUUCUUCAGCAAGGGUCAUACCGCCUUGCAAAUCACCGCGCUCCAGAUUCUCACAGACAUCCUCAAUACUCACGGUGCCCAACUGCUCUCUACCACACCAGCGCUUGUCAAGGUCUACGUAAAGGCUUUGCGAUCCGGCGCCAAGUCUCCCGAGGUACAAGCUGCCGCCACAAUUGCGGCUUCCAAGCUCCUCCUGGGACGUGUUGUCACGGAGCAAGAGACCUCUGCCGAGCUGCUGAAGACUCUUGUGGUGGCCUACUUCGAGCCCUCGAGCUCCGGCAACCAGAGCGUGAGGCAGGCGCUGAACUAUUUCCUGCCCGUCUUCUGCUACUCGCGUGCAGAGAACCAACAGCUCAUGAGAUCAGUCGCUCUCGAUGCGCUGCACACCCUCUACAACAUCCGCGAAGGUCUCGAGGACGAUGAUGCCGAUGUUGAUGACGAGAUGGUCAGUCUCACGACCAUUGGCGCUUGUCUCGUUGACUGGACCGACCCGCGGAAGUGCUACUCUCCCGGCCUUUCCCUGGAUGCCGAGAAGAAGAAUGUCAAUGGCGAUGUCCACCUUGAUUUUGCCAAUGACAUACUAGAACGACUUGAUAGCCACAUCAGCAAGGAGGAAAAGAAGAUUGUCGCCGGGCUCUUCGGCAAGCUCUACGUCUCACCGGCCUCUACCGAGGAGAAGAUCCGAACCCUCUACGCCGACGUCUCGGAGGCAGUCGAUAACCAGCUCGUGGCCGAUACCACCGGCCGGAAUGCGUUGUACAAGAUCCACGUCAGCCUCGGCAAGAUUGUGAACAACCUGGACCAGGCGGCGGCGCAGCACGAGGGCUUCGGCAGGAGAAGCGUCAGCAGCCGCGCCACGUCUGUCGCCCUGGAGGAGCGGACGGUCGUCGAGGACAAGACGGUGGUGCACGAGGCAGACAUCAAGGAGGAAGAGGAGGGGGAUGGAGAGGAGCAGCAAGAGGAAGACGGUGAAGGCGAUAGCAACGAAGGCACCGUCAUCCAGAAGGGCGACGAGGACUCGCUCGUCGAAGACCUGCUAUCGGAAGAAGAAACGUGA
Thyridium curvatum is the source of this 3165-nucleotide messenger RNA. RefSeq lists its product as uncharacterized. NCBI's taxonomy places the organism in Eukaryota, Fungi, Ascomycota, Sordariomycetes, Thyridiales, Thyridiaceae. The transcript is spliced from 2 exons. Gene Ontology annotation, cellular component: condensed chromosome; condensin complex. The coding region runs from base 1 to 3165 and encodes 1054 amino acids. Gene Ontology annotation, biological process: mitotic chromosome condensation. The record is from RefSeq and is a predicted model, not a curated record.